Messenger RNA from Clonostachys rhizophaga, 1368 nucleotides. NCBI's taxonomy places the organism in Eukaryota, Fungi, Ascomycota, Sordariomycetes, Hypocreales, Bionectriaceae. The record is from the annotation of a GenBank genome assembly.
AUGAUGGUCUCCACGCUUCUUUUGCUUCUGCUGCCCGUGGCGAGGGCCGUUGGUGGUCCUAAGUUCUCCAUCUUCGAUACUCCCUCUGCACCCCUUUUGCCCUCCAACGACCCUUUUUACAUGAGCGAGCCAGCUGACCUCUCGGCCUAUUCUCUGGGGGACCUGAUCCGUAUACGGGUAGCGCCGGGUAAUUUGACCGCCAUGUUCAAUGCUUCGGCUGUCUACAACAUUGUCUACCGCACCGAGGAUAGUCUCGGACACCCACUUUGGUCAUUCUCAACUGUUUUCAGUCCUCUCAAUCCCUAUUCAUCCAUACCAGCCAGCAACCAGUCGCAGUAUGAAACCUCCUCGAGGGGGAUUGGAACUGCAUUUCUGUCCUACCAGCUCCCUUACAACACUCCGAGUGUUGACUGGUCUGUUAGCGUGCUGAUGUAUGACCCCACGCAGACAGCAACACUGGGAGACGUGACGGCGGCACUCCAACGUGGCUGGUUUGUGUCCGUACCCGACUUUGAGGGCCCUUUCGCUGCGUCUACAGCUGGAGCUCUCGAGGGAAAGGUAAUCCUCGAUGGUGUGCGCGCCGUCUACUGCCUUGCUGCCCUAGACGACAGCCAGCUGGAAGGGCUCGAGCCAUUGGGGCUUGACGCGGCACAUGCAAGCUUCUCCCUCUGGGGCUACUCUGGUGGUGCUAUCUCAUCUGGCUGGGCUGGAGAAAUGCAACCGUACUAUGCUCCAGAUCUGCAGCCUCACUUUGCAGGUCUCGUUAUCGGCGGCAUGCCCCCGGGGUUUGUGGCAACUGCCGACCUCCUCGACGGAACCUCGUCUGCCGGACUUCUCCCCAAUGCGCUUCUCGGGCUGACCCAGCAGUUCCCUGCAGCUCGGGAGUUUUUGAUAUCGUCGCUAAAGCACGAGAAAGCUCAAGACUUUCUUGCCGCCCUGAACAUGUCUGCUCUCCAGGCCUUUGUCGCUUUUUACAACCAAAGCAUCUUUGAUUACUUCAUCAACGGGCGGGACGACUUCACCCAUCCCAUCCUCACCUCUCUGUACGAUGGCCACUAUGACCUCCGCCUCAAGGGCGUUCCGAGCGUUCCUGUCUUUGCCUACAAGGCUAUUGGCGAUCAGUUCAGCUCAAUUCAGCUCUCCGACCAGCUGAUUACUGAAUACUGCGAAGGUGGAGCAGUUGUUCUGUAUGAGCGCAACACAGUCGGAGAGCACAUCUCCGAGCUCCAAAACGGCCACUCCAGAUCUCUAGAUUGGCUGGGCAGCUUGUUCAAUGGGACCCAUGCUGAGAUUUAUGAUACUUCUGCAUGUGUCAUCAAGAACGUUACAGUCGUAGACCCUACUGGGCCUCCUCUGGCACAACUAUAA